This is a messenger RNA of Phoenix dactylifera (date palm), 930 nucleotides long. RefSeq names its product putative phytosulfokines 6. Gene Ontology annotation, cellular component: extracellular region. Gene Ontology annotation, molecular function: growth factor activity. Gene Ontology annotation, biological process: cell population proliferation. Lineage: Eukaryota; Viridiplantae; Streptophyta; Magnoliopsida; Arecales; Arecaceae. The record is from RefSeq and is a predicted model, not a curated record.
AAGGGAAAUAUAUAUGACACGAGCAUGUGGGUGGAGUACGGCCGUAGGGGUGCGUCUGUGGGUGUUUAGAAAGAAAGUAAGUGCGGAGUGGUCCCACAAACAGGCUGCGGCAUUGAUAAGCGGCUGCCGGCUUUGGGCUUUGGGCUUUGGAUCCCAUCUCCUCUCAUCUCAUGUGACUCCUCCUCCACCCCCUCUGCGCCCUCAUCUCACCUCUCAAGUGCGGAUGAAUUUAUGCAUAAAUACAACCGCCACCCUAAGACCCCCCUCUCCAACCCUUCCCAUCUCCCCUCGCCACAGUUUGCGACCUUGACAGGAAGGAACCAUGAAGCAUAGCUCUCGCUCCCAUGGGCUUCUUCCCCUCCUCCUCCUCCUCCUCACCAUGCUCUCUGUCUACACAACAAGAGCUUCUCGUCUCCUCUCGCAGCCAAAACUUGAUGCGAGGGUCGAUGAUGUUACACUCCUGGGCGAUGCAGCAGAGACGGAGGAAAGAUAUUCUCGGGAGCUGAUGGAACUGGAGAAGUGCGUGGAAGAAGAUGAUGAAUGCUUGAAGACGAGGAUGAUCUCCGAGGCCCAUCUGGACUACAUCUACACGCAGCGUCACAGGCCAUAGGAGGGGAAAGAAGCGAGAAAGCGAGCGUCUUAGCUUCAACAAACCACCGAUGACGGGAUCUCGCAAGGCCGUUCUGACCAUUUAGUAGUAUAUGAUAUAUUGCUCACCAAACCCUAUGAUGUGAUAACCGGACAAGCUGUGGCUCGAACAGCAUUAUAUUUUACUAGGGAGUAUUUUAUGGGGUCAGUUUACCAAGUAAUGUCAGUGGGCGUGAUGUGAACCGACGCCACCUUAGUAUGCAACUACUAUAUAUUUUCUCCCUGUCCGCUUGUUGCCCAGAUUCGCUGCUUUUUUUAUAUAUAUUUUUAAGUUUUUAUUUA